CUCGACACACUUCUUCAAGAACACCCCUCCACCACCCCUGUCCCGGAAGCAGACACAAGCUCUCGCAGUCGACACGCACGCAUGUUGACGCUGCACCCGAGGGUGGUGGUGGCGCGCGCCGCCGAGGACGGCGGCGGCGGCCACGACGAGGGCCGCGCCUGCUACUUCGUCGUGGUGGCCUGCGUCUCGCUGCUGCUCUUCGUCGUGCUGGCCGCCGCGACGGGCAGCGUCGCCAGGGCCUGCGCCAUCACCGCCACGGUCGCGCUCCUGCUCGGGCUCGCCGGCUGGGCCGCGCCCGCGUGGGACGGUGCCCCGGCGGCGGCGGCGGGGCUGCACCAGGCCGGAGUCGGCAGCGCUCCGGUGCGCCUGGUGGCGCACCGCCGCUGCGCGUGCGGCCUGGCGGACGCGGCCGUCGGCGCGCUGCCGGCGUUCGCGUACGAGCCGCCGCCGCCCGCCGCGGCGAAGGGCGGCGACGGCGGCUCCGUGCUGCUGUGCGCGGUGUGCCUGGAGGACGUGCGGGCCGGCGAGGUGGUGCGGCAGCUGCCGGCGUGCCGCCACCUCUUCCACUCCGACUGCGUCGACGCCUGGCUGCGCGCGCACCGGACCUGCCCGCUCUGCCGCUGCGACCUCUCCCCGCGGAGCCUCACCGCCAAGGCCGCCGCAGUGGAGUCCGCGGCCGACGCCCUGCCGCCGGUGUGAGGAGGAAUCCAUCGAUCAGCUCGCCGGAAUCUGGGCGGGGCAUUCGUUCGGCACGCCUACUGUACAUACUCGAUCUCUAACACAGCAUAAAGCAGAUUAGAUUGAUGCAGUGGUAUAGCGAUCACUGUCGCUGAUGUGUAAUUCUCCAUCACUACGAUUUACGACGCACGACCAAUCAAAGAUUCUGAUCUCCAAGGCGCGACGUGCGUCGCCUGAAAAUGUCUGCGAGAAUUCGAGUGGCUCCCCAGCUCUCGCCUGAUGCUUCCGGUCGCGGAAGAUAGGGAGCAUCCAGCCGAUGGAGACCGGUACCGGAUCGUACGGAUCGCGGAGCUCGACUUGCCUGAAAUCCGCCGCUACCGGACAACCCGGUCGAUCACGUCAGCUGCACGGAUGCUGUAUUGCUGUUGCGCCGGCC
Molecule: messenger RNA, 1114 nt
Organism: Panicum virgatum (switchgrass)
Lineage: Eukaryota; Viridiplantae; Streptophyta; Magnoliopsida; Poales; Poaceae
Product: probable E3 ubiquitin-protein ligase ATL45
Exons: 1
Coding region: 82-699 (205 amino acids)
Source: RefSeq, a predicted model, not a curated record